Papilio polytes (common Mormon) is the source of this 683-nucleotide messenger RNA. Its product is annotated as papilin-like. The transcript has 3 exons. The coding region runs from base 7 to 591 and encodes 194 amino acids. Gene Ontology annotation, molecular function: serine-type endopeptidase inhibitor activity. NCBI's taxonomy places the organism in Eukaryota, Metazoa, Arthropoda, Insecta, Lepidoptera, Papilionidae. The record is from RefSeq and is a predicted model, not a curated record.
UUUACCAUGAAGCUUGUCUCGAUAUUUGUAAUUAUUUAUGUAGUAAAACCAAUUGAGGCCUGCAGAAGGCCCGUCAUGUCCACCGGGGUGACUAAACCGCCGGGGGAGAGGGACUGGGAAAAAUGGGAUUUGCCGCCAUAUAACGAAGAUUGGACCGGGUUUGUUAAUUUAUUAGGAACGAGAGAGAUCAAGCAGAACAAAACGGCAGCCUAUGAUUCAGAAGAAGACCGUAUAAAAGAUGCACCAGGAUUUCCCAGUAGAUGGAUGCAUGUUGGGCCUGGUUUUCCUGGGCAGGAUCCACCAGCAAAGUCUAAGGUUAAUAAUUACGUUGGCCAAGCUGCAUAUUGUCUGGAUCCACAUGAUAGAGGAACUGGUAAAACAAUGUGGUAUUUACGAUGGUAUUACGACAGCGUGCGAAGUCGCUGCAGAAGGUUUGUGUACUCCGGUUUCGGCGGUAAUGCCAAUCGGUUCAUAAGCAAAUUGGCAUGCGAAAAGGACUGCAAGCACCCUCCAAGACCUUGCUGCGUCAAUGAAGUAUUGAUUGACUUCGAAAAAUUCUUAAACCCGCAUGGGGAACCAAGCUUCGGGUAAUUAAUAACUGUUAUAUAAUAGGUUUUCAUGUAAGCACUUGUCAAAGCGAAUCAGUGAUUGUGAUUUUUUUUAAUAAAUAAAAUGUACUGAAG